UCUGGAAACCCCUCUGGAAUCCUCACAGUCUUACUCUUCCUCUUAAAGUACCCACUCUCGUUCAUCUCCAACUCAUUCUGCAGCCUCCUCCUCCACGCCGCCAACCCCCCCUCAUCCUGUGCAUCCAGCGCGCACAGGAGCUCCCCAAACCCCGCCCUCGCUGCGCUCGCGGCAAUCUUAAUCCCACACCCGGGGACCCCCUCAGGUAAGUAAUCCCCCCCGCGCAUGAGCGCAAUAAGCACCAUGCCCUCAGGUGUUAGCCCGCUCACAGCCUCAACACACUCCUUCUCAUAAACACUAACGUGCGUAGGAGCCCUGUUCUUCCCACCCUCCCCAGACCAGUUCCUAAACGUGACCUCGCAGCCGAACAUCAGGGUGUCCACGUCCUCGGAGAGUACUGCGUCGACUAUGCCGUGUUUUUGCAGAUUUGCACAUUCGGCUUCUGCCUCUCCGGGAGCUUCGUGGUACGGGAAGCCGAAAAGUUUUAGCAAGGCCUUUGUCGAGCGGGUCAGCGUUGGGGUCAUGGUUGUGUUGGUCUUGUGGUUCCGCUUGAAGGUGGGUCGGUUGGGGCCGUCAAAGACAAACAGGGGGGUUAUAUUCAGGUGAAGGAGGCGGAUCAGACGGUAGUAGAGGGUUCGUAAUGCGGGAUUGUUUCCUCCUGUUCCCUUGUUAGUAAUUCCCGCUUUUUUCUCCCUCCCGUUCGGCUUCGAGGCGAAAGAAUGAUAGUAAGAGGCGGGAAUACCUUUUCCUGCUUGCACUUGAAAGGCCCAUAUUGAAGCAUCAACCGCGAGA
Molecule: messenger RNA, 792 nt
Organism: Tuber aestivum (summer truffle)
Lineage: Eukaryota; Fungi; Ascomycota; Pezizomycetes; Pezizales; Tuberaceae
Source: the annotation of a GenBank genome assembly